UUUGUCUACACGCUGAACACCCCCCUCCAUUGAUGUGAAUAGAUAAUGAGGACCCCCUACCAGCGGUGACUUGUCGUCUCCUUCAAAAAGCGAGCAUCCUCAUCUUCCGCCCCCUAUUUUUUUUGGAUGUUUUCAACAAUGUAGGAGAAGCUGUCAUUUCAGCAACGAGGAUGCCAACUACAUGCCUUGUUUUUCUUCUCCACACCUUACAUCUUUACAUUCAACUAGGGGAUAUGAAAGAUUUUCGUGAAGGCAAAGUUUGAGGGUACCUCUGUCGGUUUCCCGCUCACCUGACCGCGUGAACCCCUCGCUGUCUAUCGCCAACAGAACAAUUGACGAGCAACUUAAAAGACUUAUUGUUCUGCCGAUGUGAGUGGGAUUUGGCAGCGUUAUUGGAGGAAUUUCAUGUGCGCAACGUUGAAGGAUAUGGCUUAAAAUAAUGGUUGCGUUACUGACAGCCGGAGUACGGUCCGUCACUUGAGUGUUUUAUCAGCUAUUGUCGACUUUGGAGGAAACCCAUCUAAAUGGGAGGAUACCUGGAAGACUGAGUCGGAUACGGCAAUCGAGAAAAAUGUGGAUAAAACGGAGUCUUGGGCGCAGUCCGUCUGCUUUGAGGCCAGGCAGCUGUGUUGGGCACCGGGUGUGGAUCCUGCUGGCCAUGACCCACCUCACCCUGGACUUCUCUGUGUGCAGCCCCCUCAAUCAGGGUACAGGGGUCAAACUCACACCUAAAUCGGUGCCUCGCUCUCGACCUCGCUGGCAGCCGCUCUGGGACACGCCCAACAAGCUCCACUGGAGAACAGUGAGCCCGUUGGCCCGCCGCCUCCUCAACCCUAUCCCUCCGCCUCAAGACAACAGGGCAGGGAUAGGGCCAAAAGUCAAGAGUCAAAAGCAUAGGAAGCCAGCACACAAAGGACAAGCCGGAUGUAAGGAGUGCCGGUUGAGAAACUCUCAAAUGGAGAGUGGUGAUCCUUUGGCUGUAAUAGCGGAAGCUCCAGCAGCUUUAUCCAGCGGCAGUAGAGGAGACGCAGUGAGGUUGUUACUUCGAGCCCGGAGGCAGCUCAAAUGGGACAAUGAUAAGUCUCAGGAGGGCCGGACUACCACAGUGGCCGGAUUUAUCGACUGGGGACCCACGGGGACAGAUAGCAUAGAUGACGUCGGCAAACCCAACGUAACGCUGUCCACCAAGGUCUCAACCUCCACAGUGGCCACGACCACUAGCAGUACAACCAGUCUCACUCAAAGGACGUUCACUGUGGUGACCACACCGGAGGCCAACAGGAUAAGCACCACCAAGACCACAGGCGUGGAGACCGUCAAACCUUCAAAGCCAAAUGGGGACACAUCAGGUUUGGCAGUUCACCAGAUAAUCACAAUCACUGUGUCUCUCAUUAUGGUUAUCGCAGCCUUGAUCACAACACUCGUCCUUAAAAACUGCUGUGCGCAGUCGGGAAAUGGCCGUCACAAUAGCCAUCAGCGCAAGAUCCACCAGCAGGAAGAGAGCUGCCAAAACCUGACAGACUUCACCCCGGCCCGGGUGCCAAGCAAGGUGGACAUAUUCACUGCCUACAAUGACAGCCUGCAGUGCUCACAUGAGUGCGUCCGGACUGCCGUGCCAAUCUACACUGAUGAGAUGAUCCAGCAGACGCCUGUCUACAAGACUGCUUACAAUGGAAACAGGCCCUCCCCCACUGAAAGACAACUAAUUCCUGUGGCCUUCGUGUCAGAGAAAUGGUUUGAGAUCUCUUGUUGACAAGCUGAAGGCCUUCUUCACUUCCUGUGGGUGGAAGACACUUCCUGAAUUCACGCUCUGGAUCCAGUUGGAAACACACAAAACAGCUUCUUUUGUAAAAUAGUGCGAUCACUCUUUGGACACUGGUGAAGAUAUUUAUUUUUCUAGAGAUGACAAGCAGAGCAGCAACAACGCUGCCACUCAAUAUUUCCAGGAACGUACAGUCAUUUAGAUAUAGAUUAUAUAUAGGUAUAUUUACAGGAUGUGUGGGACUUUUGGACGUCACAGAUGUCUCAAGGAAAACAUUUGACAUUUGAAAAAAAACCCAAGGAGCUUCUGUGGGUGGAAGAUGAACUGUAAUUCUGAACAAUGUGCCAAUAAUGCCACUAUGUGCCACAACCUGGAUAGAAGGAAGUUUCAACAACUGAUGGACUAAACAAAGAGCGCUAUAUUAAUCCUGUAUCGACUCCAACUACUUUUAUUUGUGUUUUGUUUUUUAAAGAAAUGUGAAAGAUUAAAAAACGCUACAAAUGUAUUUGAAUAUGUUUUGAAAUAGUUUUAAGAUAUGUGUUGAAAAAGAGUCUAAAAAGAUAUUUAUAUGAAGCACUAUUCUAUUAGUUUGGGAAGAGAGGGGGGGAAAAAAGAAACGGUAUAUGCUUUAGCGAACAGUUGAUUUUAAAACAUGGUUUAUAUAGGUCCCAUUUUAAAAACAGAAUAGUUAUGUCUAUUUUUUUACACAGUAGAUUCUAACGGUGAAGGUCCCUAGCACCUGGGAUUCAGUGCUGUUAAUUAAAUACCCGAACAGAGAUUAGAAGAAAGAAAAAACAUGAAUACACCUCAUGCAAUCCAACCCAACACAAGCUCCAAUCGCUUAUUAUGUACGAUUUUUACCUGAUUUGGCUUAAUGGAAAAAAGUGACAAAAGGGUUCUGUAGUAAAGGAACAAAUCCCAUAGCAGCAAAUUCAUGAAUAGCUAGAGUAAGUACAGCCACAACAGACUGCAUAGAGCUGGGCAGGACAUUCAUACUGCCUCAGGUCUGUCUAGCUCUCUUGCACACUUUAUGUUGGUCUCAGUUUCAGCAGCUGUUCGGAUACAUUCGAAUGAACCGUUAUGAUUUAAAAGGGUGGAAGAGAUUCAAUUCAAGCCUGUAAAUUCAUGUGAUAAUUUGCAUUAAAGGGACAGAGAUUACAAAAUUAAUCUUUCCACAGAGACUAAAUGAUUAUUCCCACGCAACCACAGAGAUUAACUUUUGAUAAAUGAUUUUAUGAAGCCUAAAAAAGUCUGUAUUAAAGUCAGAAAGUCAAGAUGAACAUGAACCAAUUUGUAGUUGAUGGAACAUAAAAUGAUCCUCCAGUUUUCAAAUGAGAGUGUCGAUCAGGAUCAAAUGAUCUACGACGUCCCUAGCAAGAGAAGAAUUCCCUCGCCCAAAUGUGUGGUAGGGGUCAGUUACAUUUCUCCAAUCAGCACUUGAGGACAAUAUUUCUAGCAAAUCAGAAUUUUCUAUUACAGCCAAGAAGUCGUGGGUUGUGCACACAAAUAAAUGUAGGCUGUAGGAAGCAGAGCGCAAACACAAUACGAAUAAGUACAUUUUGUCCUCUCAAUCCCAAAACACUCUGUCAGUGUAUUACUGAAGUAAGGGGAUUAUGACAAGCCAAUCAGCCGCCGCCAAAUUGCUUUAAACUAUCUCCUAUGUCAAGGUUAGGGGAACCCUUGGUCAGGAAAGACAGUAAAUCGCUCCUGAGAGCUUUCCACCCCCAAUAAUGUUAUUAUCAACCUCCAGCUCUGACAGACCGAUUUCCUUUGUGCUCCAAAAGCUCUUGAGGAAACCACCUUUGAAUCUACCUUUCAUUGUGCUGUGGGUUUGUACAAAGCACAAAUACAAUUCAGAAAUUGUAAAGGUUUCUUGGCUGCAGACAGCAAUAUGUACUGAUUAAAGCGGUGGGUUUUAUUUCCGCGACGACAGCGGAUCUCCCGCAAUUCGCUUCGGUUGUUUGAAGGCUCACCUCCUUAAAGAAUUCAAGGUUGUCCCGGAAGGAUCAGUAUCUGUAAAUGUGAGCCAUUCAGGAUGUGCCAACACGGCCUGGGAUAAACACUGUGGUGCAAAACUCACGAUUUUUGCCCAUUCACAACAUGAUAACCACUCUCAUGAAUGACCCAUACCAAUUCAGCCUCACAUGUGUGUGUGUCAGGCUGCGGAGUUGCUUCUUUGACAUAACAUAUAUUUUUUUGAAUGAAGAGUGCUAUCUUACUAGUCAGAGGGUUACGAAAACUUACUGUAUAUUAUACACGUGUAAAUGUAUUUUCUAUAUAUUUGCUUCUAUUUGUGUACAGGUGUGUUCUAUUUUUCAGGACCUCUCCCGUUUCUGGGAAGGUUUUCAGCUAGGUCGGGGAUAGUGUCUUUGUUUACAUGUGUAACUACAGUAUUUCUUUUAAAAACACAAAACUAACAUUGUGCCAAGCUUCCUACCUGCACUUUCAAGCAGUACUUGUAUUAUAUCUUUAGCUAACCAGUAUAAUACUUCAGUAGACGCUGCAAUAGUUCAGAGGCUGGGGAGUGAUUUCCAGGAGGAAUGUCUGAAAGUACUGAAGGAUUCGAAGAGGUGUGAUCAUAUCUUGGGUUCUGCUGCAUUCAUGGUUGGCUGGGAAACCAAUGACUUUCUGUUCUUAUCAUUUCUACAUGGAUUCUAAUAUUGAGUGUUUCAUCACAUAAAUAAAAAAAACAAAACAGUGUUAAUCCAACAGUAGCUGCCAAGAAACCGACUAAACUUGAUGUUACGUUUAUUUGUCAUAUUUUAUAUUUGUAUAUACAUAUUGCUACAACUGCCCCAUUAAAUGUAGGAUUUGCCACAUACAGUACUUGUCAUGACUGCAAAAACUAUAUAGCAUUUUUGAGUUCAUGAAAUGAUCAGGGAAAGAUGCUUAAAGAAAGAAUUGUGGGGGAAAAAAUUGACCUUGUUAAAAAUGCAUACAUGAGUUACGCACAAUUUUCGUAUUUCAACAUUUUAAAGUAUAGGCCUGAUUUGGGUUUAUUUCGACUUGGGUCUUACUGUCAGCCUUGACAUACACUGGCCUUGUCAGUCAACCCUCUGGUGCCAAUGGAAACAUGUAUUUGAUAGACUGCAAUGUUAGCAUCAAUUAGCUCAAAACACUGUGUGCUCACAGAUCUGCUAGUAUAGCUAUCCAUUCUCAGGAAUAGUAGCCAAAGAAACACCAGUCCAACAGUUAUGGUAACUAGGAACACGUCAUCUUUGCUAAAAUGAAGUCCAAAGGGAUAAAGAUACGUUAAACUGUAUGCGUACCAAGUCGAGCUGAGACUGGCGCCAGGACACAAAACUGCAGUCAAACGAAUGGUCACUUUCAGCCAAUUUCAAAAGACCCCUAUUUGUUUUACCUGACUUUGGAGCAGAUAUUAAAAUGUUUACAGUCUGGUGCAAAACAUGGUUUUGGUCUCUAUAGCAAACUUCCCUACUCAUGACAACAUCAAUUUACCCACUGUAAUGGUGACCGAAAGGAAGUAAGAGAACAAGACCCAAGUUUUUAUAGACACAAAUUGUGCUUUAAGCUUACAAAAUGAAGAUUGCGAUCUCUUUCAUCAAAAAUUGUACUUGUGGAUACCUAGUUUGUGUCAAUUUGUUCAGUCAAUGUGACAUUGAAAAUGGUCGAAAUGUUAUACCAAGUCGAUGAUGAUUGUGUGAGACUGCUCACUCAUUCUUACCACUUACUAAAUCUGAUUCAACUGAGAACAUUUUGACAUUCAUUCCUGUGUGUCAUACUGUGUGGUAAAAGAUUAGCAGGUUUUAUUUCAGUAAGCCUUGAAAAGCAUGUUUGCAUUGGUAGCAACACUCAUUAAAACCACAGGGAGCUGCCGGCUAAAAGCAAUUCACUUUGCAUUCCUGAAGGACUUCUGGAAAGAUAGAACUUGAAGCUAUGAAACAUAUUUUAAAACAGGCUAUCAGUAGACAUAGGCAUACAUCCCCCUUCCUGCUUUUUACCUCUGUCUGAAAUCAAACUGAUACGUAAGGAAAUGCCUUACUGCUUUCUUGCCUUUUCAGUUUAUAUUCCAGGAUAGCCGAUGAUAGCGAUUUAUUAUAGCUAAGAGGGAGGAAAAUGAUUCCACUUGGCUGGUCAGAUUUGAUUCAGGAAACAGAGCAGUGCAGGCAAAGGACAGGGGGAAGGGUGCUUGUAAAAAAAAAAAGAGUCUUAAACAGACACCAAAGACUAGACAUGCCUUUUUCACAACGAAUGAAUAUUUUGCAACUCCCGUUCUGUCUCUUCAGCAGCCCGUGAAACCAAUGCUCCCAUCAGCACAAACAAGCUAUCAAUCAGCCAGGGUUUUCCUGUCAAGAUGAAGGAUGUGCCGCACACUCAUUUGCAAGGACUGUGAUUCCUGUUUGCAUGUCAGAGAUACAGAGAGGAACCUAUUGACAUAUGGUUCUGAAUUAGAUAUUGGCUGAACAUCUCCAAGGCCGAGGUUUUGUUUAUUUUCCAUAUCAUUGGAAGCGUUCACAAGAGGAGAGUAAUCAAUGUAUGGAUUACUCAGUUUGCCCUGGGGUGUCUCAUUAUGGUACAAACAUGUCCGCAUUAAUGUUACAUGGUGGUGAAUUUCAUUUCAAACAGAAGUCGAUAGGUUGCUCAACCAGCAGGGAGAAAGAUAAAUACAUGUUCUGACAACGAAAAAAAGGAAAAAGUGUAUCUUUACAGUCCUAGAAGCGUAUACUACUAAAUCCACUCCGCUUCUCCUUAUUGUUUCAGAAAAAUCACAUACUGUGCGCUUACUGUAAAGCGGAGGGCUCCGACUCUCCUUUGGGCCAUGUUGUUACUUUUCUAUUCCAAAAAGCUAAGGCGCUGUCAGUGCGUAUCAAUCAAUAAAAAGAUUCUCACUUUGGUUGCAACAUCUCCAUUUUCCCAUAAUCUCCCUGUUCAAUGGAGUCUAGUUGUGUGACCCAAAUCUGACACAUUUGACAUUGUACAAUGUCUUCAGAACAGAGAGUUAGCUUGGAAUGAGUGACACGGCAAGGAUAUAUAGAUGCAUUGCUCCAUGAGAGUUGAUCAAAUCAAUUUGGACAUUGCUGUCCAAAAAAAAAAAACCCUCAUACAAACAGUUUCAAUUUUCAGGGCUGAGGAAGUUGUACAGGUUUUUUGUUUCCUUUUUUAGGGAAUGGGGGAGGUCUUUUGACAUGUGGGCACACAAGUGGUCUGUUCAUCGAAGCCGACUUACAAUCACAAUCCAUCCCCACCAUGAAGAAGCUGACUCGAGUUGUGUUGUCGCCAUAAAAAUGAAGAGUUUGUACUUUGUGACUCUUACAUUUUUUAUAUUUGUGUUUAAUAUAUCAAUGAGUACCUCUGUUAACUUUUGUAUAAGACCUAUAGUAUAUACAAACACACAUGCACACACAACACACCUCCACAAAAGGGACUCCAGUCUGUCUCUGUGACGGCUAAAUGUUGUGUACAUUUUAUUUCGUGUCCUAUGAACCACAUCUCUUCCUUUUGUAGUUAUUGGUAAACGUUUCGAUUUCCAGGUGACUUUGAUUUGGUUACUCUUGUACUACUAAGCUCUGUAUUUGCAAGCACUGUAAAUGCGAUUCUCAUUGGAUUCGUCCUCUGUACAUUUAGUACUCUGAUGUUGCUAUUAAUAAAAUGUAAAACACA
Molecule: messenger RNA, 7384 nt
Organism: Trematomus bernacchii (emerald rockcod)
Lineage: Eukaryota; Metazoa; Chordata; Actinopteri; Perciformes; Nototheniidae
Gene: ajap1
Product: adherens junctions associated protein 1
Exons: 6
Coding region: 572-1753 (393 amino acids)
Cellular component (GO): adherens junction; cell-cell contact zone; plasma membrane
Molecular function (GO): beta-catenin binding
Source: RefSeq, a predicted model, not a curated record